AGACAUAGUUGCAGUUCAGCUCGCUAACAUGCAACAACAAUUUAGUGUUUUUAAGCUAGAAUUGGCUCAGCUCUUGGCCCGGAACAACCCUGGUGACCCCCUCAUCAAUUUACUCAACCCUGCUCCACAACCCCUGGCCCCACAGCAAAACCCUGAACCAAUUCAGCAUGCUCCUGCUCUUAGUGAAUCCCAGGGUCAAUCUCAUGUAGCACCAGCUCAACAACCCCCUCAUCAUGAUGUCUCUCAACGAUUGGACAGCUUAGAAAAGCUGGUGGCUGAACAGCGAGGUGUCCCCCCUCCACACCAUGUUGCUGACUCCAUACCUCACCCCCUGAACACCAACAUCACUCUGGAACCUUAUCCCGCUGGCUUCAGGAUACCACAACUUGAGACUUAUGAUGGGAUGAAGGAUCCCGAUGAUCAUCUACAUGCUUUUUACUCAUGCAUGCAAGCUCAGAACGCCUCUAACGCGUUGAUGUGCAAAAUUUUUCCCUCUACCCUCCGGGCUGUGAUCUCUGGUCUUAGCCAUGAGAGAUUCAGGGAUAGUUUGCUCAAACACCCUGCCACCACCUUUACUGAGGUGAAUGACAGGUCUCUGAAAUUUAUAACUGCUGAGGAAUAUGCCCUGUCGCAGAACUCAAUUCCCUCCAAAAGCCAUAACCCAGAUUGGAGAGAUGAGAAUCCGAGCAGGAAACGGAUGAGGACAGCACAGAACCGAGGUCCGAUGUCGACCUCCAUACCGAGAUUCGGAAGGCCGAACUCCACACCCCCACAGCAGUCUGCAGGUAAACCUCCAGUUACUUGGACCCCAUUUAACUUGCCGAGGUCACAGAUUUUCAUGCAGAUUAAGAACAAGAUGGACUUAAGGCGUCCUGGUCCAAUGAAAACUACCGUUGUUAGCCGCGACCAUACCAGAUAUUGGCUGAACAGCCAAGGUUUGUCAGAGAACAUGGGCCACAACCCCAAGGAGUCCGUAAUCCACCAAACAGGCAAGGGAGAGGUUAAACAUCAGAGCCAAGCUCAGAAACGGAAGUUUGACGAUGCUGAGUGGAAGAAUCAACCCAUCACUUUUACAUCUGCUGACUUCGACACAGUUGUUACACCCCACAAUGAUCCUUUGGUCACUUCCGUCCUGAUUAACAACUGUGAGGUGCAACGUGUCCUUGUUGACACUGGGAGUGCACCAGACAUUAUAGCUGCUCCAGUUGAAGAUGUUGAAGAAGUGCCCGUUGAUGAUAGAGAUCCAAGCCGCAAAACACAAAUUGGAACUCGGUUGAACUCGGAGGAAAAAUCAGAGCUGAUAGCUUUUCUCCGAGCUAACAGUGAUGUCUUCGCAUGGACUUCGGCAGACAUGCCAAGAAUUCCCAAUUCGGUAUCUCAACAUAAACUCAGCACCAAUCCAUUGAAGAAACCAGUGGCCCAGAAGCGACGUCUCUUCGGGGGAGAAAGGCUUCAGACCAUAAAGGAAGAGGCAAAUGGAAAAUGGCGGAUGUGCAUCGACUACACGAAUCUUAACCAAGCCUGCCCCAAUGAUUGUUAUCCGAUGCCAAACAUUGAUAAACUGGUCGAGGCAGCUUCUGGAAACGAGAGGUUAAGUCUCUUGGAUGCAUACUCAAGCUACCACCAGGUCCCAAUGGCUCCUGAGGAUGAAGAAAAAACCUCGUUCUAUGCAGGCGAUGAGAUCUAUUGCUAUGUAAUGAUGCCCUUCGGCUUGAAGAACGUAGGUGCCACUUACCAGACGAUGGUUACCAUCGUAUUCCGAGCUCAGAUAGGACGGAAUCUGGAAGUUUAUGUUGACGACAUAGUGGUAAAGAGUUUGAAGGCCGACGAUCACUUAACCGACCUUGAGGAGACUUUCAACAAUCUCAGACAGAAUAGAAUGAGGUUAAACCCAGCCAAAUGCAUCUUUGGCGUGGCGUCUGGAAAAUUCCUGGGUUUCAUGGUUUCCCGGAGAGGGAUUGAGGUCAAUCCAGAGAAGAUAAGAGCAAUUGCCGAGAUUGAACCACCGAAGUUAGUGAAAGAUAUACAAAGGUUGACUGGGAGGGUAGCAGCUCUUCAUCGGUUCAUAUCAAAGUCAGCAGAUAAGUGCCUACUGUUCUUCAAGAUUAUGAGGUCAGCCGCCCAGAAGGACGAAUCAGGUAAACAGAAGAAGUUUGAGUGGACUCAGGAAUGCCAAGCCGCAUUCGACGAGCUGAAGUCUUAUCUUAGCUCGCCACCUCUGCUGACUAAAGCCAAAGAUGGAGAAAUCCUCUAUUUGUAUCUGGGAAUUUCGGAUGAAGCCAUUAGUUCGGUUCUGGUAAGGGAAGAAGCCAAGCAGCAGAAACCAAUAUAUUAUAUCAGCAGUGUGCUGCAUGGAGCCGAGCUGAGGUAUCCUAUAGCUGAGAAAGUAGCUUUAGCAGUUGUCACUUCGGCCAGAAGGUUGAGGCCAUAUUUCCAGUCACACCCAAUCAUUAUCCUUACAGACCAACCCCUUCGACAAAUUCUGCAAAAGCCUAAGUGUUCUGGAAGGUUAAUUAAGUGGGCAGUAGAACUGGGGGAAUUUGAGAUAACGUUUCAGCAGAGAUCUACAAUCCGAGCUCAGGCACUGGCAGAUUUUAUUGUAGAGUGCACUCCAUAUGGAUAUCGGAGUGAGCAUGCUCUGAAAUUUAACUUUGAUGCAACAAACAACAUGGCUAAGUAUGAAGCUCUGCUACUUGCCUUAGUGGCUGAGCUAAAGUGCAAAUUCCAGAAGUUUUGUUUGAGCAAGAUUCCCAAAACCGAGAAUGAACAGGCAGAUUACUCUCCAAGUUUGCCUCGGACAGUUCUUCACAUUCCAGAUCAGUUUUUGUGGAGGCAGGAGGCAAUGAAGUUGCGGAAGAAAGCAUCUCGGUACACACUCAUUGACGGGGUCCUCUAUAAGAGAUCUUUCUCACUCUCUCUUUUGCGGUGUUUAAAUCCCUACGAAGCUGAGUACGCACUUCGGGAGGUACAUGAAGGUGUUUGUGGGAGCCACGUUGGUGCUAGAACUCUGGCCCACAAAGUCUUAAGGCAGGGAUAUUACUGGCCGAACAUGUACAAAGAUGCCACCCACUUUGUUCAGAGAUGCUUGAAAUGCCAGUUCUUUGCGCACCUGACUCACCAGCCUGCAGAAGAGCUCACUACUCUGGUAGCACCAUGGCCAUUUGCUCAGUGGGGAUUGGAUCUUUUGGGUCCGUUCGUGAAAGGGGUCACCUUGGUUUACCAUCCAGAGUCCAACGGCAUGGUCGAAUCUGUUAACAAAUGCAUUUUAGAAGGUAUAAAGCCGAGAUUAGAACAGCAUAAGGCCAAAUGGGCAGACGACCUCAACAACGUCCUCUGGGCGUACAGAACCACGAGCCGAACUGCCACAGACCUUGUUCUCAGGAAAGCUGGUCUAACGGGGUUCGAAACUCGAUUCGGAAAGUUAGCACCAAACUGGGAAGGCCCCUACACUGUCGCCGAAGUGCCGCACCCAGGCGCUUAUAUCCUACGAGACACUGAAGGCAAAAGGGUUCCCAGAGUCUGGAAUGUCAAUAACUUGAAGAAAUUUUACCCUUAAUACGCUUCUUUCCAGUGAACUUUGUCUUGUUUCUAUAAUCACUAUUAUUCUGAUUACUGUAUCUCGCAACUCAUUUCAUAUAUCCCAUUAAUGAAGUUCACUUCACAUUCGAAGUAAUUCAAUUCUUUCUCUUCUGUACAUUGGAAGUUAAUUCCUUAUGGCUUAUGCAAUCCCUUCAUUUUCUGGGAUACGAUUUCUUCAAUUACAUUUUCCUUAUGGUGUGAUUUACUUCAUCUCCUCUCAUUUGUUUGAGGUCUGCCUCGUGUAUGUCCGAAGUCAAUUCCUUGGCUAGUCGUUUUACUAUGUCCGAGGACAAUUCUUUGUGUUAAUUAAAGUCACUUCAUUUCA
Molecule: messenger RNA, 3904 nt
Organism: Rubroshorea leprosula
Lineage: Eukaryota; Viridiplantae; Streptophyta; Magnoliopsida; Malvales; Dipterocarpaceae
Source: the annotation of a GenBank genome assembly